GGGGUUUCCUGGAACAGAGAGAUAGUUAGAGAGAGAGAGAGAAAGAGAUGGGGAAAAGAGAGGGAGAGGAGCAGAGAUAAAGCUGAAGGUGACGGGGGAACCAGGGGUCUGGGAUGCUUCAACUUUACUGAGGCAAGCUGGUUUCUAUACGUCGCUGCAGAGCCGACACUUAAAGUGAGAGGCCUGAAGCCUUUGACAGCUGCCAAACCAGUUUGUAUUCUGUGUCAGCAUCCAGCUGGCUGAUGGCUGUUCCUGCUGAGGUGUGAGGAAGUGGAGAACCUCCAUCUAUACUGUGCAUACAAGGACAUCCUGCUGUUAUGGGAAGCCACUGUCUUGGCGCCAACUGAUAUUCCUCUCUAGAGAGACUCCUCGUCCGCCCCGGAUUGUUAAAAUCAUUUAAUGUCCUGUGAUGUCUCUUGGUUGAAGGGUGAAACGAUGAUCCUGUUGCUAAAGUGAGGUGCACUCCAAGAAGAUACAUUACUCGCUGAAGAUUUGUGGUGGCCAUAUUGUCGCUAUUUUGGGAGUAAAAAACACCAGCACUCCAAAGCUCAACAUCAUUCAGAGCUAUGCCCUGUCCAUCUCUUCCCUCGUUGCCAUACCUUGCUCCCCGUUUGGUCUUUUUUGUUGGACUGCUGCUUCUCGUCCAUUGGGGGCCCUCAGAGGUCAACUGCCAGAAUGACACAGAACCGAUCGUGUUGGAGGGGAAGUGUCUGGUGGUGUGCGACUCCACCCCCUCAGCUGAGCCAUCGGGUAACGCUCUGGGCAUGUCGGUGAGGUCGGGAACCGGACGGGUGGCAUUCUCAGCCAUCCGCAACACCAAUCAUGAACCCUCGGAAAUGAGCAACCGCACCAUGACCAUCUACUUCGACCAGAUCUUAGUAAAUGUUGGCAGCCAUUUUGAUCCAGCAAGGAGUAUCUUUGUGGCCCCCAGAAAAGGAGUCUACAGUUUCAGCUUUCAUGUGGUCAAAGUUUACAACCGGCAGACAAUACAAGUGAGUUUGGUUCUCAACGGCUGGCCUGUGAUCUCAGCCUUUGCAGGUGACCAGGACGUGACCAGGGAAGCCGCCACCAACGCUGGGCUGGUGAUGAUGGAGAGAGGAGACAAGGCUUACCUCAAACUGGAGAGGGGGAACCUGAUGGGAGGGUGGAAGUAUUCCACUUUCUCCGGGUUUCUGGUGUUCCCCUUGUAGGGUGGGCUGAGGUAGGAUGGAAGAUGAUUUUCCUGUCAUAGCCAAGGGUGAGUUGGGGAGGGCAUGGGGUAUAAAAUAAAGAUUGUUUCAGGGCAAGUGUUGCUUUAAAGCCCUUGAUGCAGAGGAGGCAUCAGUGGAUACUGAUUGAGGUCCACGCCGAAGUUGGAAGCGACAGUAAACUGCUUUGAUGCAUCGUCAUACGUAUCAGAUGAGUGGGUGAAUUCACUUUGCACCAAAUAAUCCUGAAUGUAAUUUACAUUUCCAUUGCACUUAAGGCUUAUUGUCUGUUGUCCGAUUACUGUAACGUGUCGUAUACGCUUGCUCACACCGGGUUUAUGAUUUUUCUUUAAUGCAUGAAAUCUGUGGCAAACAUUUGUGGCAAUAAAGAAAAUUACUGUGCCCAA
Lates calcarifer (barramundi perch) is the source of this 1594-nucleotide messenger RNA. Its product is annotated as cerebellin-1. Gene Ontology annotation, cellular component: synaptic cleft; glutamatergic synapse. Lineage: Eukaryota; Metazoa; Chordata; Actinopteri; Centropomidae. The coding region runs from base 567 to 1190 and encodes 207 amino acids. The record is from RefSeq and is a predicted model, not a curated record. The transcript is spliced from 4 exons. Gene Ontology annotation, molecular function: protein binding.